AUGAACCACCAACGCCGAUACAACGUAGAACGAUCAUGUUUACGCUGCCAUGCGCAUAAGAUCAAAUGCGACAAGGGUUCACCAUGCAGCAAAUGCAUGAAACUGAAUCUACCCUGCCAGUAUCCAGGUCCUAGCCGUAUCAAGCGCCAAUCCCCCAAGAAGAGCACAACCGAUGUGUCUGUACGGUUGGAGCAACUUGAACAGCUAAUUACGGCGAUGAUCAAGGAAUCGUCGACUAGCUUGAACGGCCAAAACCAAGGCCCAAGUACAACAAGCCACCCAGCUGCGGCAGACCGCCCCGCCCAUCAGGGGUUCCUAGACAAAGACGGUCGGUAUAUCAAUGAGCCUUUCCUCUCGCGGGUGCUAGAGAAAGAGCAGGAACUGAAGUCUGCAAUUGGAUCACCGAUCGGUGCAACUAGUCCGCGCCAACCACCAGCAUUAAGGGCAGAUGGCCUCUUCACGAACCCGCUCUCGGCUCAGCUUGACAUCCAGGAGCUAUUUCCGAGUCAGUGGCAGGCAGUUUUGCUCUGGCAGGCAUUCCUCAGUCGUGUAGAGCCCUUGGUAAAAGUCAUUCAUGUACCCACGGCGCAAUCGCGGAUUUUUGCUGCGAUUAACCGACCUGAGAGUGUGCGUGCUGAUGUACGUGCUUUGCUCUUUGCUAUUUGUUUUGCCGCUACCACAGCGUUUCUUUCGGAAGAUGCCCAGAAUGAAAAUUUGCAUGCCAAUCUGCGGCGGUAUCAACAUGGCAUGGAAUUGUCUUUGUAUCACUCCGAGUUUUUGGAUGCUCCAACCCUCACUUCGUUGCAGGCAAUGGUGAUAUACCAGGCAUGCUUUCGAUUUAGCAAUAGCGGCCGGUCUGGCUGGACAUUACAGGGCGUGACUAUCCGAGCGGCGCAGUCCAUCGGCCUCCAGCGUGACGGGAAAAACUUCAAACUCCCACAAUUGGAAUGCGAGCUACGCCGACGAACCUGGGGACAUAUCCAAUCGGCCGAUACCCGAGUAGCAGAAGAUCACGGGCUCAGCGUCCCGGAAAACGACUACGGAGACACUGAACUCCCGCUGAAUAUCGACGACCAGAACUUAUCAGAGACGAACAUUGCCCCAGCCGUAUCGCAGAAGCGGUGGACCGAGAUGACAUUCUCUCUAAUCGUAAUAGAAAUCAACAGGGGGCGGCCGGCUUUACAUCGAAGCUUAGUGGGAGCAGCCGACCCAGAGCGAUUGAUCGCCGAGUUUAAAGGCGCAAUAGAGGAGAAAUACCUGCAACACGCCGACCCAGACAUCCCGAUCCAGCGCUUCGGCUUCCUCCUCGGACGGCUGCUCCUCAUAAAGACCGAAGUGUGCAUUCGACAAAAACAGUUGCAGUCACAGGGACCGGCGGCCUGCUCACUUGACCACAACCUUGUCCAAGAGACGUUAGCACAAGCCUGCUAUGCCAUGGAAAUUGGCCUCGAGAUGCACAUCAAUGAAUUACUGCGCGGCUUCAGCUGGCUUAUGAUGACUUUCACCCAAUACCACCUCUUCACCUUCAUUCUCUGGACUCUGUGUGUUUAUCCAACUGGCCCACAUGUCGAACGAGCCUGGCACGCUGUCGACAUGCAGUUCGCUUUGACUGAUGAUCCCUCUUGGCCCGACCCGGGACCUAAGUGGCCGAUGAUUGUGCAAUUGCGGAAUAAGGCACAGCGUAUUCGCCAGGCGCAUGAUUCUGUUGAGCAGAGUCAGCGAGCUGUCCGCGAUAAUUGUCCUGCUCGUGCCGAUGGGAUUGGGACUGGGGAUUCUCGGCUUGAGACAGGCUUUGAUAUUGAUAGUUGGGAUCCGAACUUUGUCGACUUUUCGGAUUGGAAUAGCCUGGCUCAGAGUCUUUCUCUCUUCCAAGCGACUUCAAAUAUGCCUUCAUCUGACGAGCAACCAGAUAACCUGUCCCUCCUACUGGAAGCAAUUAAUAACCAAUCCAUCCAGCGCCUGGAGGGUAUCCUAAAGGACAUCGUCAAGCACAGCCCAGAAGGCCGCAAAAUCGCCUCAAAAUGGCUACUAGCAGCGAAGAAUGAUGUGAAAUCCGAGCCAGUUAUCCCUACUUCUCGCACUACUCCCGUCACUUCUGCCCUACCCACCAAGGACGAGUCCAUCUCCGAGCCUACGGCCAGUAUCCCGAUGACAUCCCGUUUCGAAAACUGCAUCUACUGCCUGGAGGAUUUCGAAGUCACUCAAAACUCGGAGACAAGCUGCAGAUAUCAUGUUGGUACGUACAUCCCCAAGUACAUCUGUCAAUACAUGUCUAGAUAUGAACGUAACUAA
Messenger RNA from Penicillium egyptiacum, 2292 nucleotides. Lineage: Eukaryota; Fungi; Ascomycota; Eurotiomycetes; Eurotiales; Aspergillaceae. The record is from the annotation of a GenBank genome assembly.